This is a messenger RNA of Adineta steineri, 1494 nucleotides long. The record is from the annotation of a GenBank genome assembly. NCBI's taxonomy places the organism in Eukaryota, Metazoa, Rotifera, Eurotatoria, Adinetida, Adinetidae.
AUGGCUUCAAUUCUCAAAUUGCAAGUCAUUACAGGUCCGUAUAAUGAAGAACCUUUAGCUUAUCUUUUACAAACAGACGAUUUUCGAUUUUUACUUGAUUGUGGUUGGGAUGAAAACUUUUCACCAGAAAUUAUUGAAGAAUAUAAACGCCAUAUAGAAUCAAUUGAUGCUAUAUUAAUAACUUAUCCCGAUCUCUAUCAUCUGGGUGCAUUACCUUAUCUUGUUGGGCAUUGUGGAUUAAAAUGUCCAGUAUAUGCCACAGUACCUGUCUAUAAAAUGGGACAAAUGUUUAUGUAUGAUUUACAUCAAAGUCGUUCGAAUAGUGAAGAUUUUACAUUAUUUACACUUGAUCAUAUUAAUGCAGCAUUUAAUCUAUUUGUUCAACUUAAAUAUGAUUGUCGGCCAACAUUAUUAAUAACGGAUGCAUCAAAUACAAAAUAUUCUCAAGGACAACGAAAAACAAACGAUACACAAUUAUUAACAACAAUCUUAGAAUCAAUACGACGUGAUGGAAAUGUUUUAAUUUGUGUUGAUACUGCUGGUCGUGUUCUUGAACUUGCUUUACUCUUAGAACAAUUAUGGGGAAAUAAACAAUCGGGUUUAUUUGCAUAUUCAUUAGUUUUAUUGAAUAAUUGUAGUUCUCAAGUUAUUGAAUUUGCUAGCACACAAGUUGAAUGGAUGUCCGAUAAAAUAGUUCAACAUCAACCUGAUUUAGAAUCUGGUUUUGCUCGAGAUUUAUUCAUUCAAUGGGUUGAAAAUGAUAAAAAUAGUAUUAUAUUAACAACAAAAACAUGUCCAGGAACAUUAGCAAGAGAAUUGAUUGAUAAACCAAAUCUUACAACAAUUGAAGUUGAAGUACGUCAAAAAGUUCCACUUGAAGGUACUGAAUUGGAAGAAUAUCUCGAACAGCGACGUAUUGAGAAUGGAAACGAAGCGGCUGCAGCUCAAGCAGAAAGAAUGGAUAUUGAUUUACAUACACCAUCAGCUGUGCGUCUUCUAUCUCAAUCUCCAUUUGCACCAAAAUGUAAGGUAUUUGCAAUGUUUCCAUAUAAAGAAGAAAAAUAUGUUUAUAAUGAUUAUGGUGAAAUAAUAAAUCCCAAUGAUUAUAUGAUUAUUGAAACAAAAUCUUCAAUAAAAAAUAAUAAUCCACCACAACCUCAACCAUCAACUAUACUAUUUAAAACUUUACGUGAAAAACGUGAAUUAAAAAUUAAUGCCAAAGUUUUAUAUGUAGAUUUUGAAGCACGUAGUGAUCGAGAAUCCAUUGGAAAAUUACUUAAUCAAAUAAAACCAAAAAAUCUAAUACUGAUUCAUAGUACACAAGAUUGUAUUGAACAAUUAGAAAAAUAUUGUACAACUAGACAAAUUGUUCAAGGAAAAAUAUUUGCACCAUGUGUAGGAGAAAUAGUUGAUGCAACAACUGAAAGAAAUUUAUAUCAGAUCAAACUUAAAGAUAGUUUACUUAGUUCAAUUAAAUUUGUAAAAACACGAGAU